UCCAACCAAAAAAUGCUUGCGGUUGAAUUUUGUUUUCCUAAGCUUUAUUCUGAAUUGGAUGCCUCUAAGCAUAUCUCAAAAGUUAAGGAGAUAAUUAAUUCUCUUUAUGAGGAGUAUGUUGUUGAAGAAACUAAUAAAGGAGUGCCUCAUUUACCUGAGUCUGAGAGUUUUGGUUCUUCAAGUGUUAGAAGAAGUCAACAAAAUUCUGUGUAUAAUUGGGAUGAUUUUGAUGAAUAUUGUGCAAAAGUUGAAACUUCAGAGACUAAGAAAUCUGAAUUGGUAGAUUAUCUUGAAAAGGGUCGUCUAAAGAAGAAUGAGAUUCCUAAAAUUUUUUCAUGUUUAGAACGGUGGAGGAUGAAUAGAAUGCAGUAUCCAAUAUUGUCAAAGAUAGCAGCUGAUAUUUUAGCUAUUCCAGUGAGUUCAGUGGCUUCAGAAGCAACAUUUAGUGCAGGGACAAGAGUUAUUGAUUCUUAUCGUUCAUCUCUCUCUCCAGACACAGUGCAGACUCUACUGUGUGGGGGUGAUUGGCUUCGACAUAUACAUGGACUGAAAAAGAAGACUAAAAAAGCUAAAACUUAUCAAGAAAUUUUUCUUCCAGUAUCUACCUCUUAAAGUAAGUAAGAUUUCAGUUCUUUGUUUAUCAUGUUGUUUCCGGUGUAAUUAUUGUGGUAUGAUUGCUGCAGAAAUUUGAUAUGGAAUUUUGGAAACACAUGUUAAACAAAGAAGAAGAUAUGGAAAUUGCUGCAGAAUUUUGAUAUGGAAACACAUAUGUUAAACACAUGUUAAAGUUGCAGUAUAGGUGGUAUGAUUGAGAAUUUGAUAUGGAGAAGAAGAUAUUGAUUGCUGCAGAAAUUUAAUGUUUUGAGUAGUUUGGGUGGUUUGAAUUUGGAAUAUUAUGUUUUUGGAUUUGGUUAAUUUUGUUGGG
This is a messenger RNA of Zingiber officinale, 925 nucleotides long. RefSeq names its product zinc finger BED domain-containing protein RICESLEEPER 1-like. Gene Ontology annotation, molecular function: protein dimerization activity. NCBI's taxonomy places the organism in Eukaryota, Viridiplantae, Streptophyta, Magnoliopsida, Zingiberales, Zingiberaceae. The transcript has 3 exons. The coding region runs from base 13 to 612 and encodes 199 amino acids. The record is from RefSeq and is a predicted model, not a curated record.